Molecule: messenger RNA, 1285 nt
Organism: Marasmius oreades (fairy-ring Marasmius)
Lineage: Eukaryota; Fungi; Basidiomycota; Agaricomycetes; Agaricales; Marasmiaceae
Exons: 8
Coding region: 125-967 (280 amino acids)
Source: RefSeq, a predicted model, not a curated record
CUGGAAUCCCACGUUUGUCCGCUUACAGGUCUUCGGCGAUUUAUCCAAAAAUUCCUCAUCGUGUAGCAAAUCGCAAUCUUUGCUAUCAUUUCUUACCGCCUAUUAACGUCACUUGGCAAGUCCGAUGCUUCAUCUCAAAGGGUAUUCAGUUUGGGUGGUAAUCGCAGGAACGUCAGCGCAGGAAUACGGUGUGGAAGUACUCGAAGGGCAGAAUGAGGUGAAAUGUUGGAUACCAUCCGAGGAGGGAAAAACUUUUGAAAUCCGAAUCAAGGACAAUGAAUACCACACACCCACCGACGCAGGAGUAUUUGUGGACGGAACUUCCUAUGGUGGCAAACCGAUAAAUGGUACUGAGCUCAGAGAACACUGUAAGCGAGGGUUCAGGACAUCUCCCACUACAGUGAGACCGUUCAUGUUCUCCCGUUUGAUUGUCACAGAUGAUGACUCUUUAAUGUGCUCCGCCUCGCCCGACAUAGGAGAGAUAAAAGUCAUUAUUAGGCAUACCGAGAUCUCUGCGCCCAGUCAUCACCAUGUUUCACGGUGGACUGCCAGCGGUACUAAAAGAAAUGCUCCUACUCAAAUAACGGUCCAUGAACGAACGAAGAAGGCAGUUGACCAUCAAACAUCCUUAGGACAAGACAUACAAAGUCAAGCUCGGUUCAUAGAGUCAAAACCCUAUGGCCCUCCACUCCUGACGUUCCGUUUCAGGUAUAGACCAAUUGCAAUGCUCCAAGCCAAUGGGAUUGUACCCAGGAAGAGAGCACGAUCCCAGGAGGUCGAGCUUGGACCGGAAGAUGUUAUCGACAUUAGUAGCGAUUCAGAUUCAGGGGAAUUGGACCGUCUACGAGAGAGAAUCCGAUUACUUGAAGGCCGACAACAGGAAAGAGUACCGAAGAAGAUCAAGCGCGAACCGAGUGUAAAACGGGAGCUUAUAGUUGGGGAGGUGAUUGACUUGACCGAGUCGUGAUUCUUCCGUAGUUCCUGGUUUUGUCUAUUGUCCACACUGUUAUUAUAUUACAGGCACAUUCUCUGAUUGAUACCCUUGUCUAGAUUCUCAGUCAGCACUGGUUUGUGGGAUGGCCUUGACAUGUGCCCCGGGUGCUCCGCGAGGUCAGGUUGGGUAUAAAUGAAGUUUGGUGAUACGCCAGUCUAGAGUCGGUGAGCCACUACUUCUGCUUACCUAUGGAACAGGGAAGCUCCCUCCCAUUCGAGACUACAGCAUUGGACAUGUUGAUUACUAGUCAUCACCGAUCGUAACUCGGAAGAUAUCCUAUGAUACCCUGCA